Messenger RNA from Nicotiana tabacum (common tobacco), 594 nucleotides. The record is from RefSeq and is a predicted model, not a curated record. NCBI's taxonomy places the organism in Eukaryota, Viridiplantae, Streptophyta, Magnoliopsida, Solanales, Solanaceae.
AUGGAGUCUUUCCACAAGCAGAGGCUUAUUCAGAACUAUAGGAGGAGGCUAGGCAUGGAAGCAACAAUAUCUAAUAUCAAUGGCAAGAUAUGGCUAUUUCUUGAUGCUAUGGUCUGGUGGGAUAUGGUGAUUAACACUGACCAAAAACUUACUAUCAUGGUUUAUCAUCAAGAUAUUGAGAAGCACAUCAUUCUGGAAAGAUUAGAUUUAUGGGAUAAUCUAUACUACCUUGCUAGAGACAUGGAAUUACCUUGGGCAGUUGGAGGGGACGUCAAUGUGGUUCUUAAUGAAGAAGAGAAGAUUGGUGGACUACCAGUUUACCCUCAAGAAUAUAAAGACUUUGCCUUCUAUGUAAACUCCUAUGGGCUAUUUGAAAUGGGGUACAAAGGAAGUCCAUUCACAUGGUGGAAUGGGAGAGCAAACUCAGAAUGCAUAUUCAAAAGGUUAGAGAGAAUUUUUGUCAAUGUGUCAUUCCAGAUUUUAUUCCCUAGUACAAAAGUGGAGCACUACAUCAGAACAGGUUCUGACCAUGCACCACCACUGAUGAGUAGUGGUAAGCAGACUACUCGAAUUGCCAAACCUUCAAAUUUCUGA